AUGACACGAGUGAAAUGUUCCCAACUUCGUGGUAAAAAACCAGCUGAAAUUCAAAAGCAAUUAGAUGAUUUACGUCAAGAAUUAAAUACCUUACGUGUCGGCAAAGUCACAGGUAGUGGUGGGGCACAAAAAUUAGGUAAAAUUCGCAAUGUACGCAAAUCCAUUGCUCAUGUUCUGAUUGUUCGAAAUCAAACGACCAAAGAAGAAUUAAGAAAACUCUAUCACGGAAAGAAAUACAAACCAAAAGAUUUACGUCGACGAAAGACACGCGCACUUCGCCGUUUAUUGACACCUAAAGAACGUGCUGUGCAAUUGAAGAAAACUCAACGACGACAAUGGGCGUUUCCCAAGCAUAUGCCAAGAAAGAAACAACUCACAUUUCAUAAUAGUAUUCCAGGAAAAUUCAUUCCGAGAAAUUCAUCUGCAUCAGUUUUCCCGUCGGGAGCGCAUGAUAAUCGAUAUAAUGCCAAAAUAGCACAAUUUCUUGCUUCAUCAGCAUCAUCGGCGAAUGACAAUGAACUUGUUUCAACAACUUCUCCUCAAGAAAUCUCGCCAAUCUUAUCUUCAUCGAUUCAUUCGAAUUUAUUCCAUAGACGCAUUGUUACAAUGAUCGAAACAUUAAGAAAACCGAAUUCUGAUCUUUCAUUGUCUCAUACCGAGCAGAAAUCUCAGCCAAUUACAUUUGGCCAAUUGAAACAAGCGACUAUUCUCGAGGAAAAACCGAUUUCUCAUCAAUUACCGAUACACGUCGAAGGAAAACAACAGAAAACAUUGGCAUCUUUUGUCAGGGACAACACACCAGAUUUACCUCCUGUGGAAAUAGCGAAAUCUUCGACAAAAGACGAAGAUGAUGAACCGAAAUUACACUAUUCGCCAUCACUGGAGAAAUUAUUCGAAGAACAAAAUGUCACUUCACAAACGAAACCAUUGGAUGAUGACGAACUUGACUCUUCGCGUUCACCGACGAGUUUUUACAUUCAUCCGUCGACACUAAAAUGGAGUUCAUCACCAAGUAAUCAAUCGACCACUUCUCCUCCACUAUUGUUCAACGAACAGACUCAAACUCGACCUCCACCACCUUCAUAUACCUCCAGUAUCACAAAUAACAAUCGAAUAAUUCGACCAGUAGUUUCUGAUCGCUCUCAAAGUCUCGUACGUCCACCGAUUCCAACAUCGGUUACUCUAUCGACAGUAGAAGCUUUUCCGGGUAUUUCUCUUCCGUGUGUGUUACCUUUAACAAAUCGAGUUCGUUCACCACCACCUCAAUACCAAUCGCCGACAUCUACUCUUUCAUCUGUUAGCAAUCUACCUCCUCCUUCGCCACCUAAACCAACGGGCAGUACGAGCUCCAUCGCUGGAUUUGAUCGUGAAUUUUCACGUCUACUCUACGGCAAAGAGGCGAAUAAAAUACGACGUCGAAAGCAAAAACGAAAAGCAUACAGCGAUCCCGUGAAAGAAUCUGUUGAAGAAGCGCGUCGAACAUAUGAUAAAAGCCAUCGUCAUGGUACUACUCAUUCAAACGAGACUGAUUCAGAUGAAGAUGACAACGAAGGCAAUAACGAUGACAAAAACCAUCGAAUUACAUCAAGUCGAUCAUUAAAUUUGACUGCAGAGUUAAGUUUUCUUCCACGUCGACGCCGUCGUCGACAAGCUGAUUUUCUCAAUCGGAAUUAUCAUUCGUCAAGAAAAACACUUGUACCACCAAAUCCUUUACUCAAACAACGUAUUCCUUCGUUCCUACGCGUCUAUUCUCAAGCGUCAUCAUCGAGCGAUAAUCUCUUGCAAUGGCAUUUAUUCAAUCUAUCCGAAUUGGAAACAUUUCAUGCAAUGAUGACACGAUUAUACAAAAAUGAAAAUCUCGCUCGUGUCCAACUGUAUGAAAUCUAUCGAACUGCAUUACUUUCCACACUUGCUGCGAAAACAUCAUCACAUACUGAUGAUGAAAAUCGAGCUUUGACCACAUCAUUAAAAAUCUAA
Adineta ricciae is the source of this 1977-nucleotide messenger RNA. NCBI's taxonomy places the organism in Eukaryota, Metazoa, Rotifera, Eurotatoria, Adinetida, Adinetidae. The record is from the annotation of a GenBank genome assembly.